Molecule: messenger RNA, 1302 nt
Organism: Hypomesus transpacificus
Lineage: Eukaryota; Metazoa; Chordata; Actinopteri; Osmeriformes; Osmeridae
Product: gastrin/cholecystokinin type B receptor
Exons: 1
Coding region: 1-1302 (433 amino acids)
Biological process (GO): neuropeptide signaling pathway
Cellular component (GO): membrane
Molecular function (GO): G protein-coupled receptor activity; peptide binding
Source: RefSeq, a predicted model, not a curated record
AUGAAUUUAACUAACUUCUACACUAAAUUCGGACAAUUACUGUCAGCGAAUGUGUCACUUGGUGGACCUCAACAUGAAGCGGACAACUGGACUUUCGCAAAUACCAAUCCCUUUGCGGUGGACGUUUUAUUUUCGGGACAUGAGCCAGGCACCAUCGUUCUGGUGGUUAUGUACACGCUUUCUUUUAUUACCGGACUCGGUGGGAACAUCAUGGCUCUCCUGGUGCUCACGCGCAAGAGGAACCGUUUGGCGGGGGCAUCGGCUACGCGCCGGCUCCUGGUAAACCUGGCAGUAUGUGACAUGAUGGUCGUGUGCGUGUGUAUGCCCGUAAACCUGGGACACCAGGUUUAUAACGCCUGGGUGUUUGGAGACUUCAUGUGCCGCGCGGUGCCGUUCGUUCAGGCGGUGUCGGUGUCCGCCAGCGUUCUGAGCCUGGCCGUGAUCAGCCUGAACCGGUACUACAGUGUACAUAACCCACUCCACGCAAGGUCCUUCUUUACAGGGCGGCGGAUACUCUGCAUGAUCUUGGUGGUGUGGGCUGUGUCGUCAGUUCUCUGCCUCCCGCUAGUGUUCAUGAACACCACUCGGACCCUGUCUCUCCUAGACGGGGCGCACACCGUCACCGUGUGCGUGGAGAGCUGGGGCAAAGUUAAGCUGCGACAGGGCUACAACUUCCUCCUCUUCUGUUCGCUCUACGGAUUCCCCGUGCUGUUCAACUUGGUCAUCUGCCUGCUUACGGCAUGGAAGCUAUGGGGAACGGACGACAAACUCCAAGAACCAAGCAAAUAUGGUAUUGCGCAAUCAGUCUCUCGUCUAAAAGUUCGUCAAAGGAUCGCCAAGAUGGUGUUGUCUUUGGUACUGCUUUUCACAUUGUCCUGGUUACCCCUAUACGUGGUGGACAUCUGGAUAGACUUCAACAUGCCGGAGACAAUAGGUGGAGAAGAGGGAAAUCAUUUCGAACACGAGUGGAUCAUGCAGAGCAGACCCUUUGCACAGUGGCUUGGUCUGACCAACUCUGCUCUCAACCCACUGUGUUAUUGCUUCGUGGGAAACCUGUACCGGUCAGCCAAGAGGUUCCGGGAGAGCUACAGACAGAAACUGUCGUCAGUGUUCAGUCUGUCGUUACAGCAGUCUACCAUGGGCGACUCCGUGCGUAAUUUCUCCCUCUCCCACAGCCGCCCUCCAUCAAACAAGCGCGCCACCGAGAAGCGCGCGUCCAAAGAUUGCGACAAUCUUGGUGACAGGUUGACUAAGAGUCAAAGUUUGUCUACUGUCACAGUUUGUGAGACAGUUUUCGAUUGA